Anas platyrhynchos (mallard) is the source of this 3262-nucleotide messenger RNA. It is a transcript of the gene ALKBH3, whose product is annotated as alkB homolog 3, alpha-ketoglutarate dependent dioxygenase. Gene Ontology annotation, cellular component: nucleoplasm; mitochondrion. NCBI's taxonomy places the organism in Eukaryota, Metazoa, Chordata, Aves, Anseriformes, Anatidae. The record is from RefSeq and is a predicted model, not a curated record. Gene Ontology annotation, molecular function: dioxygenase activity. Gene Ontology annotation, biological process: DNA alkylation repair.
UGAGGCGGCGGCGCCAUGGCGGACAGGCGGCGGCGGGCCCGCGUGCAGGGCGCCUGGGCCGGCGGCGCGGCGGGGACGGCCGCAGCACCAAAGGCACCUGUGGCCAGUAACGUUUCCCCUGCAGGUACUACUGGGCAGGCGUGGAUGCAAAAAGGUCAACUUCACCCUCAAAAGCAAUUUGUCUUUGAAAAGCCAUCGGAGGUGGAACGCAAGGUUCCUGAGGCAGGUGUGAUAGACAAGCCUGGUGUGUAUGAGCUCAGCACGGGACCAAGCGGAGUUUCCAGGAUUCAUUUGAUUCCUGCCUUCAUUGAUUCAGAACAAGCAGACUGGAUGUUUGAACAACUCCUCCAAGACAUACCCUGGGGUCAGAGAACUCACAUCAGACAGGAAAUGUCUUUUGAGGAGCCAAGGCUUACCUCCUGGUAUGGGGAACUUCCUUACACGUACUCCAGGAUAACGAUGCAGCCAAACCCAAAUUGGCAUCCUCUGCUGACUAUGCUAAAGGAGCGCAUUGAAGAGUUCUCUGGCUAUGCCUUCAACUCCCUGCUCUGCAACCUGUACCGAAACGAGAAGGACAGCGUAGACUGGCACAGUGACGACGAACCAUCGCUGGGAAAAAAUCCCAUCAUUGCCUCGCUCAGCUUUGGCGCUACCCGGACCUUUGAGAUGAGGAAGAAACCCUCCCCCGAAGAGAAUGGAGACUAUACUUACGUAGAGAGACUAAAAAUCCCACUUGAUCAUGGGACUCUGCUGAUGAUGGAAGGAGCUACCCAGGAGGAUUGGCAGCAUCGAGUGCCUAAGGAAUAUCAUUCCAGAGAUGCACGUAUCAACUUGACCUUUAGGAUCAUUUAUCCAGAACCUGGUGGAGUUUGGAAGUGAAGAGGCACUUUGGGCAUUGCUGAACACACAGCAGAUCGAGAGCCUCAGUUGCCUACGUGUUUUACAGGAGCAGAGUUCUGUGAAAUAUCUUAUGGGGAAAAAACUGAUGUCAUGAAGAUCUUUGACAAUCAGAAGUUACCUGUUAUGCGGACAGCGUGGUUUUGUUUUCAGAAAUGGUAUGCCUUUAGAUGAUACUAAAUCACAGGCUUUGUUUGUGCAAAGAUGAUGAUCAUUCCUAAAAGAACAUGGAAUCUCUGAGAGGUACUGACUGGAGCAGAAUGAUUCAGUGAGCAGUUAUUUUUGCACCUUCUCGUCUCCCAUUUCUCCCCAGAUGGUGAUCUACGUUCAAGUGACAUAGAUCCAGGACGUGUUCGGGAUUCUUUUAUGUAAAGCCAGCUAUCUGUGCGCUGUGUGUGUGGAAAUGGGAAAGCUGCACUCUGGGAUGAUUUCUGAGUGUUAGUCGCUUCACCAAGGGGUAAUGCAUUGCUUUUUAUUUGUAGGUUGCAAGAGUCUUCUGCAACAAAGCAGUCAGUUUUGUUAGUUAUAAAACUGCUUGAACUAUACUUGUGCCUAGUAGAACAGCGGGUCGAGGCUUUCUUCAGCUAUGUUCUCUAUGGGCAGAUUUCGGUCCUUACUGCUUAUUUGUGUAGACAAGUCACAAAAGGGCAAGGAACACAAACAUCUUAGCCAUGAAUCUUAUCAGCUAUGUCAAAACUGCUGACUUCUUGAGUGCUAACAGUCUUCCAUCCCUGUUGGCGUAGAAGUGUUACCUCUGUGUCAUAGGCAGGAAAACAGAAACAAGGAGAUAAAAAAGGUUUUUUGUUUUUUUUUUUUUUUAGAAUUUACUAAUGCAUUCUUACUUUCUUUUUAGCACAACUGAGUUAUGGCUUUCAGUGAUUUUAGGUGGGACAAGAAAUGUCAGCAUCCCUAAAAUUCACACUUGCGCUGCCAAACUUGAUAUCCAGAAUUGGCCCAAAGAUUUGGACACAAAUUAUUAUAAUCACACUGUAAGUUGUAAAGCUGUAAGUAUAGUGUUAGUAUCACCGGGCGCAGCACCCAGUCUGGUGCUGCUAGCAAAACAUCCUGCUCCUAGAGUGGUGCUUGCUGCGUUAGAGCAGGGCUUGCUUGCAGGGCUCUCUCUCAAAUAGCUGCUGUUACAGAGCAGCAGUCAGCAGCUCAGACCCGAUUCUUGGUUGCCUUGUUGGAGUUUGCCUGACCUAGGUACAUCCUACCUGUUGUUAGAACCAGGGAGCUGGUGGUUGCCUUCUCAGUCGUCACACAUGUUGUCUGCAUGGUUCUCACUGCAGCGAUGGCAUCCCCUGUCCCGGAUCAAAACGCUGGUUUGGUAUCGCUUCGCUUUCUGCUUGAAGCACGAUCUAAGCACGGGGAAAUACUCUGUGCCUUGUAACAUACUGGCAAGCUGCUUUAAUGCAAGAAUAAGCAGGUGGUUGGAAAAUGCCUGUCUCUUCGUAGCCAGCAUUAUCUGUAGUUUAAAGUUGUUCUGGACAAGAGCAGUCAAGUUGUUAACACUCAGUUAUGCCUAUUUUUAAAGGCACUGGUAACCUAAAGGACAGGCUGUCGAGUCGUUUCAUUCCCUGUAUUCUGAAAUUUGGCAGAAGCCAAAUUUGUUUGUGUAUCAGACAAACUUAUUAGGAGAUUCUCUAUUUAAAACACCAUACAGAUUUUGAAAUAGCUUAUUCUUCUAAAAUGAAUGCAUGUUAUUGGGAAGCUUAUUUUGUUAUCUAAUAAUUUCUUCACUUUUAUCCCAGUUCCUAAAGCAAUAUGUUUUUGGAAAUACAUUUGAAAUAAGUUUCCAAUGUAAUAUUAAUUUCUUGUACUUGAAUCUAAGAUAUGGACUCAGUGAUGUAUGUUUUGAGAAUUCAUGUUGAAGCAGGUGGAGUUUACUUUAAAAUUCAUUUUCUUCAGGUAGCUGGUGCUUUGCUUAUGUCCCUGUAUGUGUGCCCAGUUGUUGCAGUCCUUAAAAAGAGUGUUUUCCUUAACCGAAGGGCAUCUGAUUUCUCCAGGUAUUCUGACUAGGCAACAUGUUAGCCUUUAGUAGUUCAUACAUUUAGUUCUACGUUUGUUUACACUUUGUUAAAAGCAGUCAUGCUGCAAAAGGAGUAGGAGAUGGGGACUGGUGGGAACUUCUUAAACCCACAAACCCAAACCUAUGGAAAUUGCAACUUGUUUGAAUUCAAUGGGGCUGUGAUGCACAGGCAGGGCCCUGGAGACUGAUGCUGUUGAGGAAAACAAACAGUUCCUUGCUUACUUUCUCAGUUUCAAUUCAUAAUGUUAGCAAACUGUGUUGUAAUUUUGUUUAUUUGGGUUGAACUGGAAAAAUACAGAGGUUUGCCCCUCAAAAUAAAAUGAUUUAAAAGAGGAA